AUGAUUAUGAUUAUUUCUUUCAUCGGGGAAAACAAAGCCUCAGGGACAUGCGUUUUGAAAGAGGUGUGCCUCGAGAAAGGACUACCAGCAAACGUGAAUCCGAGGAUCCGCGGAAUGAUCCGUGAUGACCCUCCUAACGGGGAUGAACACUAUGACACUUACGACACGUAUGAUGAGAGCUCCAAACCUUAA
Molecule: messenger RNA, 192 nt
Organism: Acaulospora morrowiae
Lineage: Eukaryota; Fungi; Glomeromycota; Glomeromycetes; Diversisporales; Acaulosporaceae
Source: the annotation of a GenBank genome assembly